Messenger RNA from Aspergillus homomorphus CBS 101889, 1275 nucleotides. Its product is annotated as putative isomerase YbhE. The coding region runs from base 1 to 1275 and encodes 424 amino acids. Gene Ontology annotation, molecular function: protein binding; 6-phosphogluconolactonase activity. The record is from RefSeq and is a predicted model, not a curated record. NCBI's taxonomy places the organism in Eukaryota, Fungi, Ascomycota, Eurotiomycetes, Eurotiales, Aspergillaceae. The transcript is spliced from 2 exons.
AUGUCUGUCCGGUCAAUUCUCCUCUCGCUGUCCGCCUCCUUGGCGUCCGCGACCAACCUCUAUGCCACCCACUACAGCGGCACGGUCUACUCGCUCUCCCUGACCCAGAGCCAGAAUGAGAGCACCCUAGCCAUAUCCUCGCAAAUCGACGGCUGCGGCCCCAUGCCCAGCUGGCUGACCCUCGACUCCGCCGCGCGCAUCCUCUACUGCUCCGACGAGACGGGCGACGCCUCGACCAACGGCUCCCUAAGCGCCCUGUCGGCCUCGAGCGACGGUAAAUUGUCCGUGAUUGCCAGCACCGACGCAGCCCCAGGAGGCGGCGUCAACAGCGUGAUCUAUACCGGCGAACACGGCGCCCAAUACCUCGCCAUCGCACACUACGGCGGCUCGGCGCUCUCCACUUUCGCGCUUCCCCUCACUCCCUCCUCCCAGCCGCUGCAGGUGUUCCGAUACACCUUCACAACCGACGACCCCAACCGCCGCCCGCAACAAGACUCCCCCCACCCGCACCAGGUCUUCCUCGACCCGACCGGCUCGUUCGUGCUGGUCCCGGAUCUGGGAUCCGAUCUCCUCCGCGUCUACUCCAUCGACAGAACCACCGGCGAGCUGAAGAGCAACUGCGCGGACCUGAGCUACCCGACAGGCAGUGGGCCGCGUCACGGACUCUUCUGGGAGACCGGCGAUGACCACCACAGCAUCCUGACGAGCCAACGGGGCCAGACCCCCGCCCAAAUUCGCCGCCGCGGGAGCAACCGCCGCGCGCAGCAGCAGCAACAAGGCGCAGCCACCCUGUACACGGCCAACGAACUCGACGGCCACCUAAAGGUGUUUGAGGUCUCGUACGUGUCCAACGGCUGCCUCUCAUUCGACCAGAUCCAAUCGCUGGUGCCGUACCCGACGACCAACGACAGCCUGCCGACCGGGGCGACGCUGGCUGAAAUCCGCAAGGCCGGCACGGACGGGCUGUACGUGUCGGUGCGGUCGGACCACGGGUUCGCGCCGUUCGACUCGAUCGCCACGCUGACCCGCCACGCGAACGCCACGGUGCAGUUUGAUCGGCUGAGUUCCGCGUACGGCACCGUGCCGCGCACGUUCGUGGUCAACAAGGCCGGCGAUCUGGUGGCCAUCGGCGACCAGGCCAGCUCGAACGUGGCCAUCGUGCCGCGGGAUCCCGUGACGGGGGUGCUGGGCGAGGCCAUUGCGAACCUGCAGGUCGGGGAGCCCGGCGAGGUGGGCACUGCGCAGGGGCUGAGCAGCAUCAUCUGGGAUGAGUGA